UCCCAAGAUGAAAACAUAAGUUUUUAGCCUUGCGCAGACAAGUAUUUCAAGAGACUGAGUGCUUCUAUCCCAUUAGGCAUCACCGUGAACAAAUUCAGCAUUAAAAGUCAUCAGUCAGAAUCCCGAAGGCCUGAGAAAAUAUGUUCUCCAGUACUUGCUUCUGAUCUUCUGCCUCAGUCAGCAAGAGGCACCAUGAAAUUAGAAUUCGCUGAGAAAAACUACAACAGUUUUGUGCUGCAGAACUUGAACAAACAGAGGAAACACAGAGAGUACUGGGACAUGGCCCUGACUGUGGACCAUCAUGUCUUCUUUGCACAUCGCAAUGUGCUGGCUGCUGUCUCUCCACUGAUGAAGAGCCUCAUCUCCAGCAAUGUCAUGAAGACCACUGAUGAGCUCUUUAUCACCAUUAACCCCAACUACCUGAGUCCAACCACAGUGGACCAGCUCCUGGACUACUUCUACAGCGGCAAGGUGGUCAUCUCAGAGCAGAACGUGGAGGAGCUCCUUCGCGGGGCCCAGUAUUUUAACACACCGCGACUUCGAAUCCACUGCAAUGACUUCCUGAUGAAGACCAUCCGCCACGCCAGUUGCUUGCGCUACCUCUUCUUGGCUGAGUUGUUUGAGCUCAAACAGGUAUCAGACUUGGCCUACUCUGGUAUUCGCGAUAAUUUCCAUUACUGGGCUAGUCCUGAGGGCUCCAUGCAUUUCAUGCACUGUCCACCUGUCAUCUUUGGCCGCCUGCUCCAAGAUGAAAAUUUGCAUGUGCUCAAUGAGGACCAGGCUCUCAGUGCACUCAUCAAUUGGGUGUACUUCCAGAAGGAUGAGCGGGAAAAGUAUUUCAAGAAGUUCUUUAAUUACAUUAAUCUUAAUGCUGUCUCCAAUAAGAUGCUGAUGUUUGCUAGCAACAAGCUGAUGGGCAUAGAGAACAGCUCAUCCCAUGGAACCCUGAUUGAGAGUGUUCUCAUGGACCGGAAGCAGGAGAGGCCAUGCAGUUUGCUGGGCUACCAGCGGAAAGGAGCCCUGAUUGAUUCGGUGGUCAUCCUUGGUGGCCAGAAGGCCCAUGGCAAGUUCAAUGAUGGAAUGUUUGCCUAUAUAAUCCAGGAGAACCUGUGGUUGAAGCUCUCAGAGAUGCCCUAUCGGGCAGCAGCACUUAGUGCCACCUGUGCUGGUCGCUUCAUCUACAUUUCUGGUGGCACCACUGAGCAGAUUUCAGGGCUGAAGACAGCCUGGCGGUAUGACAUGGAUGACAACUCCUGGACCAAGUUGCCUGACCUACCCAUUGGGCUUGUCUUCCACACCAUGGUGACCUGCAGGGGGACAGUUUACUCGGUGGGUGGGAGCAUUGCCCCAAGGCGGUAUGUCUCCAACAUCUAUCGCUAUGAUGAGCACAAGGAGGCCUGGUGCCUGGUGGGAAAGAUGAGCAUCCCUAUGGAUGCCACAGCGGUGAUCACCAAAGGUGACAGGAACCUGUACAUUGUCACUGGACGGUGCUUGGUGAAGGGCUACAUCUCCCGGGUUGGAGUGGUGGACUGUUUUGACACCAUAACUGGUGAUGUAGCCCAGUGUAUCACCUUCCCCAUUGACUUCAGCCACCAGCCCCUGCUCUCUUUCCAUGACGACAACAUCCUCUGUGUGCACAGCCAUCAGCAAAGUGUGGAAAUCAACCUGCAGAAGGUAAAGGCCAGCAAGAUGACCACCUCUGUGCCACUCUUGCCCAACAACUGCCCCUUGGAUGUGUCCCAUGCUAUCUGCUCCAUUGGUGACAGCAGAGUGUUUGUAUGUGGGGGUGUCACCACAGCCAGAGAUGCGCAGACGAAGGACUACAUCAUUAAUCCCAACGCCUACUUGCUGGACCAAAACACAGGCAAGUGGAAGACCCUGGCCCCCCCACCAGAGGCACUAGACUGUCCUGCCUGCUGUCUAGCCAAGCUACCUUGCAAGAUUCUUCAAAGGCGUUAAACAACUUUUUAAGUGGGAGAAUAAGCAAAUGCUUUAUUAUUCACAAUUUAAUGAGAGAGAAAGGAAGAUGGCCUGUUGUUUCCUUCUUAGUGUUCUAGUCUCUUUUUCCUGAAGGUGGUGAUCCAGGCUAAGGAUGCUCCCAGUGGGUGGACAUUCAGGGGUCCUCGGUGACUAGAGGGAUCCAAGCAGAAGCUGGAAAGGAAUCCUCAUGGGUGGGACGGAGACAUCUGAGCACUGGCCAAGGUGGUAUCUGGGAAGCCCCCUGUCUUAUCUUUCCUAUGGUCACUCGCUGACACUGGCUAAACUAACAGGUAAAGCACUUGCUUAGAGUACGAAGCCUCAGACUCCUCCAGCACUCACUGGUCCUCCUGGAAAGGGAGGAGAGAGCCCACAGCAGGUCUGGGGAAGAGCCUCAUGCCCACUGGCAGGUGAAAGUGGUGUGGGCAGGGCUCAGGGAUGAGGGCAGAGGGAAGGCCAGAGGCAGGGCUACUAGACUGCUGUAUUUAUGUACACGUCAGACUAGGCUGGUAUGAUGUGUUUGUGUCUCAUUUUAUGGUAAAGGUGGGACGUUACUAAGCAACCCAGUAAGCAGGGUUCAUUGAGAACUUUCUCUGGGAAUAUAAAUGUCUGAAGGUCUGGAGUGAAGAGAGGUCAGUAAAGGGAGUUGCCCCUUAUGAGAGGUUUCAGUUACCUACUGUCAGCCUUGGUCCGGAAGCAGAUGAUCCUCCUCCUGAUGAGUCUUCAGAAGGUUAAUGUAUGCUACUGUAUCACAGUGCCUACGUCAUUCACUUCACUUCAUCUCAUCAUGUAGGCAUUUUAUCAUCUCACAUCAUCACAAGAAGAAGGAUGAGUACAGUACAAGAAGAUACUUUGAGAGAGAUACAGAGACCACAUUCACACUUGCUACACUGUGUUGUUGUACUUGUUCUGUUUGACUUUUGGUUACUAUUAAUUUCUUACUGUGCCUAGUUUACACAUUAAACACCAGAGACGGUUGGAGCAUCAGCUGUGGUGGGUGGCAUCUGGAGUCAAGGGACUCAGUGGUCAGCUAAGCCUGGAUGUGGGGCAAGGGUCCAGGUUCUUGCGCCCUUAUAUUAAGUAAAUUCCAAUAAAAUGCUCCCUGAGACUCCCUAACUCACAGCCUUGGUGAGCUUUCCCCGAUUUUAACUACCUCUGUUUCCCUUCCAUUUAUUUGUGUACCUAUGUAUAAUCUUCAACAAUUUAGAAGAAACUGAGCAAGUCCUUAAAAACCAUAUAUAAUGCUAUUUAUCCAUUGACUUAUUCAUUCAUGAGUUUACUUACUCAUCCACUCAUCAGUUCUCAUACACAUGCACGCAUACACACACACCAUUCACAGAGACCUCUCUCUGUAGCUCCUUGUCGGAGGUGAUGGGGCCACAGUCUUGACACAGACAAGCCAUGCUCCAGGAAGGAUUAUCUAUACCAGUGCUAUGCAACAGGAAUACAAUGUAAGCCACAGAUGUAAUUAAAAAUGUUAUAGUACCCACAUUAAAGUAAAAAUAACUGAAGUUAAUUUAAAUAAUAUAUUUGAUUUAACACAAUUUAUCCAAAAUAUCACUUAAGUAAGCAAUGUAAACAUUUAUUAAUGAGAUAUUUAUUUUCAUGCUAAGUUUGGUGUUUGGUGUGUAUUUUA
Molecule: messenger RNA, 3613 nt
Organism: Manis javanica (Malayan pangolin)
Lineage: Eukaryota; Metazoa; Chordata; Mammalia; Pholidota; Manidae
Gene: CCIN
Product: calicin
Molecular function (GO): protein binding
Source: RefSeq, a predicted model, not a curated record